CAGGGCGAGAAUGUCAGAUUCUUUGAGAGGAUUUGUUUUUGGUUUAAUAGUAGAUGCUGGAGUAGCCUUGAUUUUGUAUUACUUUUACAAGAGGAGUAAAAGAGCAGAAAACGAAAUUCAGAAAGCGGAACGGUAUGGCCUAGACAGAGAUUUGAUAUGGAAACUAAGAGCGUUACCAGAUCAAACAAUUCCUUAUGGAUGCAUAGAAGGUAUAACAGCUAGCUCUUGGAGGAUUUCGAGUCACUAUGACGGUUUAAGAGCGGGUAUCAUGAGAGACAUUGCAUUGAUCGAACGCAAAUCAAAAGAAAGCAAUGGCGUAUGGUCAGACGUCCAAAAUGUUAUCCAUCAUGUUGAUGCAUUUCCAUUUUAUUUGCACAAAGUUAAAAAAAAUGGUUCAAAGGAUGCCAAAGUUCAUAUCACAGAAGCAAGAAGUGCAGGUUUUCUAUUAGAUGACCUCACUGUCAUCUAUGACAGUUAUAUGUCAAACCAAGCUGGACUUAUUCAGCGUGGAAUGGACAGAAUAUUUGGUGUAGUCAUUACAGGGAUACAUACAUAUGAAAAAAUGUUGUUUGUAGGUACUCCAUUGCUGGCCAUUGGACGGUUAAAGCUGGAAAAUAAUGAAAUAAUCAUGUCACCCCCAAGGAAUGGGUCCCGAUACAUACUGACAACACAAACCAAAGAAGAAGUUGUUAAACAUUUCUCUUCACAAUCAAACAUAAUUAAAAUUUUUCUUGGUAUUACUUGUGUUAUAGGUGUUGGCAUGGCCACAUACAUUAUAAAAAAGUGGUACACAAAACGAAUAGAAAGAAUGGCCCAGGAGGCAGAGAAUGCACGAAUGGCUGCAAGAGCUGCAGCAAAUAAUCGUGAACCAUCUAAUAAUUCAGACUCUCAGGAGUGUGUUAUUUGUCUUUCAAACCCAAGGGAAGUAAUUUUGUUAAAUUGUGGACAUAUAUGUGUUUGCAUUGACUGUGUUCAAGCAUUACCUCAACCAAUGAAAUGUCCUGUUUGCAGACAGAAUGUUGUGAGGUUCCAUAAUGCGUACAUGGCAUAA
This is a messenger RNA of Mytilus trossulus (common blue mussel), 1051 nucleotides long. Its product is annotated as mitochondrial E3 ubiquitin protein ligase 1-like. Bases 11 to 1051 code for a protein of 346 amino acids. The record is from RefSeq and is a predicted model, not a curated record. The transcript has 3 exons. Gene Ontology annotation, biological process: organelle organization; protein ubiquitination. NCBI's taxonomy places the organism in Eukaryota, Metazoa, Mollusca, Bivalvia, Mytilida, Mytilidae. Gene Ontology annotation, molecular function: ubiquitin-protein transferase activity.